Messenger RNA from Rhinopithecus roxellana (golden snub-nosed monkey), 2209 nucleotides. RefSeq names its product zinc finger protein 296 (gene ZNF296). The transcript is spliced from 3 exons. NCBI's taxonomy places the organism in Eukaryota, Metazoa, Chordata, Mammalia, Primates, Cercopithecidae. The coding region runs from base 685 to 2112 and encodes 475 amino acids. Gene Ontology annotation, biological process: negative regulation of dendrite development; regulation of transcription by RNA polymerase II. The record is from RefSeq and is a predicted model, not a curated record. Gene Ontology annotation, molecular function: DNA-binding transcription factor activity; RNA polymerase II cis-regulatory region sequence-specific DNA binding. Gene Ontology annotation, cellular component: nucleus.
CACAGGGGAGAAAAUUGAAUCCCUCAACCCCAGUAACCCUCUCCGCCUUUCCAGCUUUCUUUUGCUCCAUGGCACUGGUCAUCAUCAAGGGCCAUCUAUAUUUUACAUAAUUAUGUUUAUAGUGUCUUCUCCCACCGUCUAAACUCCGUGCAGGCAAACAUUAUCGUCUGUUUGUUCCCUCCUGUAUUCCCAGUGCUUCAAACAGAGUCUGGCGCACAGGAGGCACUCAGUGAAUGCUUGCAAAAUGAAUUUUUAUUGUAAUGAAUUUAAUGGAAUAGCCCAGAUUACUAUUAAGCACCUAAUAACAAACGUGACCGACUAUUUUCUCGCUUGGAGGUGUGUGUGGGCAUCCCGUGCCUCAGUUUCACCCGCCCUAAAAUGGGAUCAGGGAUAGCUGUUUCAAUGCCUUGUGGGAAUUCGGUGUGAUUAAAUUUGGUCACUAAGCCAAGCGCAGGGGGCACUGCCUAGAUUGAGUUAGGCCGCCGGCAGGGCCCCAGCAGCGCGGCUUGGUCCCCUCCCAUCAGGCCCCGCCCUGGUAGGCGGAGCCACGGGCCCGGCCAGCACGUGUAAGAGUUCGCAGCGGGUCGCCGCAGUCACUCACCUGAGCGCGCACGGUCCGCGCGUCCUCCGCUUGUGCGUCCUCCGCCCGCCCGCCCGCUCGCCCGCUCGCCCGGCCCGCGACUCAUGUCCCGCCGCAAGGCCGGCAGCGCGCCCCGCCGAGUAGAGCCCGCGCCCGCAGCCAACCCGGACGACGAGAUGGAAAUGCAGGACCUCGUCAUCGAACUCAAGCCCGAGCCAGACGCGCGGCCCCAACAGGCCCCAGGGCUGGGGUCCUUCUCCCCGAAGGAGGUGUCCUCGGCGGGGCGGUUCGGCGGCGAACCCCACCACUCCUCUGGCCCCAUGCCCGCCGGGGCCGCCCUUCUCGCCCUCGGCGCGCGGAACCCGUGGACUCUGUGGACACCGCUGACCCCGAACCUUCCUGACCGCCAGCCCUGGACCGACAAACACCCAGAUCUGUUGACCUGCGGCCGCUGCCUGCAGACCUUCCCGUUGGAGGCCAUCACUGCCUUCAUGGACCACAAGAAGCUGGGCUGUCAGCUCUUCAGAGGCCCCAGCGGCGGCCAGGGCUCAGAACGAGAGGAGCGAAAGGCCUUGAGCUGCCUGCGCUGUGGCAAACAGUUCACAGUGGCCUGGAAGCUGCUGCGUCACGCCCAGUGGGACCACGGACUGUCCAUCUACCAGACAGAAUCAGAGGCCCCGGAGGCCCCGCUCCUGGGCCUGGCCGAGGUGGCCGCAGCCGUGUCGGCAGUGGUGGGGCCAGCAGCUGAGGCCAAGAGCCCCCGUGCAAGUAGCAGCGGCCUCACCCGGCGGAGCCCCACCUGUCCCGUGUGCAAGAAGACCCUCAGCUCCUUCAGCAACCUCAAAGUGCACAUGCGCUCGCACACAGGCGAGCGGCCCUAUGCUUGCGACCAGUGUCCCUAUGCCUGCGCCCAAAGCAGCAAGCUCAACCGCCACAAGAAGACCCACCGGCAGGUGCCGCCCCAGAGCCCCCUCAUGGCCGACACCAGCCAGGAGCAGACCUCUGCGGCCCCUCCGGAGCCGGCUGCCCAUGCCGCUGCCCCCGCCAGCACCCUCCCAUGCAGCAGUGGUGAGGGGGCUGGAGCCGCCGCCACAGCAGGUGUCCAAGAACCCGGGGCUCCUGGCAGUGGGGCUCAAGCCGGCCCUGGUGGAGACACUUGGGGAGCCAUCACCACAGAACAGAGAACUGACCCUGCAAACAGCCAGAAGGCAUCACCGAAAAAGAUGCCCAAGUCAGGGGGCAAGAGCCGUGGGCCCGGGGGCAGCUGUGAGUUCUGUGGGAAGCAUUUUACCAACAGCAGCAACUUGACGGUGCAUCGGCGCUCGCACACCGGGGAGCGCCCCUACACCUGUGAGCUCUGCAACUACGCCUGCGCCCAGAGCAGCAAGCUCAACCGCCACCGCCGCAUGCACGGCAUGACGCCUGGCAGCACCCGCUUCGAGUGCCCUCACUGCCAUGUGCCCUUCGGCCUGCGAGCCACCCUGGACAAACAUCUCCGGCAGAAGCACCCGGAGGCGGCCGGGGAGGCCUGAGCCCAGGAAAGGCCGCCACUGUCCCUGGCACCGCCACCAACACUUGUUGACCUCCUGUUUUUGCCCCCUUUUCCAAGUAAAUUUCCCCUUUUAUUUA